GCAUCUCGCGCACGCACGUUUUGCGCACUAGGACGCUGAAAUAGCAGUUUUUUAUCGUAUUUGCUCCGGAGAUAUGGCUCCCCGCACAUGCUUAUAAGUCCUAGAAAACCCAAGAAGUGAGUAACGAGUUCUCGACGAUCCAUUGAACAGUAAUGUAAAAUUCAAGACAGUGGUUGUGACAAGUGUUAGCCGAGGAAAAACAUAGUAGCCAAAAGCGCAAUGUGCGGCAACUGGUGGCUAGCUGUGUUGGGGGGCCUGUGUCUGGUGGCGAGCGCCGAGGCGCGGCGGAAGGCCAAGCGGGAAGAUUUCGAGAGCGCUAAGUCCCUCGAGGAUGUCGACUAUAAUGACGACGCUGAUGGGGUAGAGCCAUGUCAAUGCGGCGUGUUCAUGUCCCAGCAAGUGGGCAUCAAGGAGGGGCGGCGGAGCAGGCCGCGUGGACCUCCGCAGGGCGAGCCCGUCGUCACCUACGACACCGACGCGCCCAGCCUGCCUUGCGGCUCCGCGGGCUUCAAGCAUUGCAUCAGCAAGUGCCUGGACGUGAUUCUCAAGUACCUCCCUCGAGCGGGCCCCGUUAUCUGCGGCGCGGUGGAGCGCGACGUGCACCGUGAGAAAGCGUUUCUUUUCAUCAAGAACUGCGGCGGUGACUGGACUCCCACCAACUUCUCAGCCGGCAAGGAGUUCUGUUGCACGGACGGCCAGCACCACAAGUGCUGACCUAUACUAGUUAACUGCGCACUUCGGAACAUCAAGCUUUGUCUAUCUCUUUCAUUAGAGUUACGGAGAUAGAAGUAGAGGAUUUUAGAAAAUCAUGGUUCGCGGUAGACUCCAUACAGCGGCGCAUUGCAACAUCGUUCGAUCCUUUUAUAAUACUAUCGGCUUAUAAUUAGGUUCUCACUAUUUAUACGAUGUUGAACUCUAUUGCUGAAAGAUAAGUUUCAUUGGUAAAAUUGGGUAGUACCAAUAUACAUUAUGAACUCUUUACACGGCGCACAGGCUACCCUAGAUUCAUCUAGCAGCAUUUGUGAGCACGGAGAGAGAUCCCGGAAAAAAUAGUCAUACAUUAAUUUAUUACAAUAUUUUAGUUGUAUAAGUGUACCUAGUGUAUACAUUGCAUGAUUGCAAUUACUUUUGUACUUUACUAAGCUGUAAAAUUUUGCAUUUAUAAUAAUAAUAAAACAAAACGUACCGUAUGAUAUUUCAGUCAUGUAUUCAUUUAGUGCAUAAUCUACUAAAUGCGGUCCUUCCCGUUCCCGGACUUCGUGGUACAAUGACUUAAAACCUUAUUACAAUUAGUUUAAGUACUUAUCUUUAAUCUGCGAUAUCAUACAUUUCAUUAUUUUUUUUAUACAUUUCAAUUGUUACCGUUAAACUGCUUGCCCGCUUUAAAAAAAUACUCAAAAAAAAGCUAUUCAAAUCUGUCAUUUAAUUAUUGCCUACUCAGAAAUAAAUAUAUGUUUAUAUCAUUCAACUAACUGUUUUGGCAAUUUUGAUGGUUGGUAAAGUUAUCUCAGAACCUCUAGUGUAAAUUUAUUCGAUAGCGAGACGUCACGUACGCGUUUGCGUUAAGUCUAAUUUUGUAUGGGAUUUAGAAACAGCGCGCCAUGCGGCACGUUUUGGAAACUCAAAAUCCCUUACAAAAUGAGACUUAACGCUAACGCGUACGUCACGUUUCGCUAUCGAAUAAAUUUACACUAGGGGUACAGGUUUUUGCCAACAUUGCCCACGUCGAUUUAUGAAAAUUUUAUUUUAUUUAUAUAUUCCUUAAAUUCACUCAUCCAAUUGUUAUUUAAUUAAAUUCUCUAAAACAGGA
Molecule: messenger RNA, 1810 nt
Organism: Cydia pomonella (codling moth)
Lineage: Eukaryota; Metazoa; Arthropoda; Insecta; Lepidoptera; Tortricidae
Gene: Fcp3C
Product: follicle cell protein 3C-1
Exons: 4
Coding region: 220-714 (164 amino acids)
Source: RefSeq, a predicted model, not a curated record